Messenger RNA from Oncorhynchus keta (chum salmon), 9524 nucleotides. RefSeq names its product voltage-dependent L-type calcium channel subunit alpha-1D-like. The record is from RefSeq and is a predicted model, not a curated record. Bases 1 to 6627 code for a protein of 2208 amino acids. NCBI's taxonomy places the organism in Eukaryota, Metazoa, Chordata, Actinopteri, Salmoniformes, Salmonidae. The transcript has 48 exons. Gene Ontology annotation, biological process: calcium ion import across plasma membrane. Gene Ontology annotation, cellular component: membrane; voltage-gated calcium channel complex. Gene Ontology annotation, molecular function: high voltage-gated calcium channel activity.
AUGGGUAUCAAAGAGGAUGGCAUCUCCUUGGCUGGCUCGGUUGUCGGGGACAAGUCCGACACCCUUGGCUCUACUGCCUCGGGCAAGAAGAGAGGUGGAGGACAGAAGAAGCAGAUGCAAGCCAACAAAUCUGCUCUCCGAGCUCCUCGAGCUCUCUGCUGCCUCACCCUCAGUAACCCCAUCCGCAUGGCUGCCUUGGCCCUUGUUGAAUGGAAAUAUCCUUCAAUGAUACCUUUUGAUAUUUUCAUUCUACUUGCUAUCUUUGCCAACUGUGUGGCCCUCGGUGUAUCUAAACCCUUCCCAGAGGAGGACUCCAAUUCCACCAACCACAACCUGAAACCUCAGCAGCUGGGCAGAGCCCAACUGAGUGAUCCGGGUCACAGCACUAAUGAACAAGUUGAGUACAUCUUCCUAGUUAUCUUUACCAUUGAGACCUUCACUAAGAUCCUGGCCUAUGGCUUGGUUAUGCACCCCAGCGCCUACAUCCGCAGUGGCUGGAAUUUGCUUGAUUUUGUCAUCGUCGUCGUCGGGUUGUUCAGUGUGGUUGCUGAGGGGACGGCUGACCACAAGCCUGGAGAUUCCCACCAUGCAGCAGGCAAACCAGGAGGACUGGAUGUCAAAGCUCUUAGAGCCUUUAGGGUGCUGCGACCCCUUAGGCUGGUGUCUGGAGUGCCCAGUCUCCAGAUUGUCUUGAACUCCAUCAUGAAAGCCAUGGUUCCUCUGUUGCACAUUGGUCUGCUGGUCAUGUUUGUCAUCAUCAUCUAUGCCAUCAUCGGCCUGGAGCUCUUCCUCGGCAGGAUGCACAAAACCUGUUUCUACGUGGGCACAGAACUGAAUGUGGAUGAUGACCCCACACCGUGUGCAUUUGCUGGAAAUGGGAGGGAAUGUGUGGGCAACGGGACAGAGUGCAGAGGACCGUGGGAGGGGCCUAACGGUGGGAUCACCAACUUCGACAACAUAUUUUUUGCCAUGUUGACUGUGUUCCAGUGUAUCACCAUGGAGGGCUGGACCGAUGUGCUCUACUGGAUGAAUGAUGCAAUUGGCUUUGAGAUGCCCUGGGUCUACUUUGUCUCUUUGGUCAUCUUUGGCUCGUUUUUCGUACUCAACCUUGUAUUGGGAGUGUUGAGCGGAGAGUUCUCCAAGGAAAGAGAGAAGGCUGUGGCUCGUGGAGAGCUGCAGGACGCCCAGAAUAAGAAGCAGAUGGAGGAGGAUAUGUGUGGUUACAUGGACUGGCUCAUCGAGGCCGAGGAUGUGGAUGAGGAAGGAAACAAACGUGCUGCUGUUGCCAAGAAGAAAAUGAUGAAGAAGUUUGGCUGGUAUAAACACAGCGAGGACGGAGAAUCGGAUUCAGACUCUGAAUUUGGAGCAUAUUUAGAUGACGACAAUGGCUGCUGCGCAUCUCUAAUGGCUAAAAUGAUGGCCAACAGUUUCUGUGACCAGCUAUGCCAACUGAACCAUGCCUUUCGGAAAAACUGUCGUGUAGCAGUCAAAUCCCAGAACUUCUAUUGGCUGGUGCUUCUUCUGGUGUUUCUCAACACAGCAGCCAGCGCCUCUGAACACUACGGCCAGCCCAAGUGGCUCACCGAGAUGCAGGAGCGGGCCAAUAAGAUCCUCUUGAUGUUGUUCACGCUGGAGAUGCUGUUGAAGAUGUACAGUUUCGGUUUCCAGAUCCACUUCUUGGCUCUGUUUAACCGCUUCGACUGCUUUGUGGUGUGUGGUGGCAUCCUGGAGACGGUUCUGGUUGAGUUGCAGAUCAUCCCUCCCAUCGGCAUCUCUGUGUUGCGCUGUGUCCGCCUGCUCAGGGUGUUCAAAGUGACACGGCACUGGGCAGCCCUGUCAAACCUGGUCAAUUCACUGCUCAACUCCAUGAAGGCUAUCUGCUCUCUACUGCUCCUGCUCUUCCUCUUUCUAAUCAUCUUCUCCCUGCUGGGUAUGCAGCUGUUUGGGGGCAAAUUCAACUUUGAUGAGACUCAGAUGAAGAGGAGCACGUUUGACACUUUCCCCCAGGCCCUGCUCACCUGCUUCCAGAUCCUUACAGGAGAGGACUGGAAUGCAGUGAUGUAUGAUGGGAUCAUGGCUUAUGGCGGGCCAGUCUUCCCACAGAUGAUCGUGUGCAUCUACUUUGUCUCCCUCUUUGUUGUCGGUAACUAUAUCCUGCUCAAUGUCUUCUUGGCUAUCGCUGUGGACAAUUUGGCAGGAGAUGGUGGAAAAAAGAAAGUAGAAGAGAAAAAGGAGGAGGAAGAGGACUGGGACGAUGACGAAGACAAAGAGGAAGAUGCAGCGAAUGAGAUGGAUGACUGGGAGGAGAAUGAGGAGUUGAGAGCCAUUGAGGGUCUGGAGGGAAUUAUGCCUGUGAAGCCUGAAUUUUCAGCUCCAAAAGAGAAGAUUGAACCCAUUCCAGAUGGUAGCUCCUUCUUCAUUCUUGGAAAGAGAAACUGCCUCCGAGUGGCCUGUCACAACCUCAUCCACCACUCCUACUUCACCAACCUCAUCCUUGUCUUCAUCAUCGCCAGUAGCAUUUCUCUGGCUGCUGAGGAUCCAAUCAGAGCUCACUCCUUUAGGAACAACAUGCUUGGCUAUGCUGACUAUGCAUUCACCUCCAUAUUCACUGUGGAAAUUAUAUUGAAGGUGACAGUUUUCGGUGCGUUCCUUCAUCCUGGAUCGUUCUGUAGGAAUGCCUUUAAUCUUCUGGACCUACUGGUUGUCAGUGUGUCGCUCGCGUCCUUCUUCCUCCAUUCCAGCGCUAUCUCUGUGGUCAAGAUUUUCAGGGUACUCAAAGUGCUCAGGCCUCUUCGAGCAAUCAACAGAGCCAAAGGACUCAAGAAUGUAGUGCAGUGCGUGUUUGUGGCAAUCAAAACAAUCGGAAACAUCUUGAUCGUCACAACGCUCCUCCAGUUCAUGUUUGCCUGUAUUGGAGUGCAGCUCUUCAAGGGAAGAUUCUACAGUUGCACUGAUGAAGCUAAACACACUCCAUAUGAGUGCAUGGGGACGUUUGUGGUGUAUAAGGACGGUGAUAUGAAUCACCCUAUGGUGAGAGAGAGGAAAUGGCAAAACGGUGAAUUCAACUUUGACAAUGUGCUGCAGGGCAUGCUGGCCCUGUUCACUGUGUCUACAUUUGAAGGCUGGCCGCAGCUACUGUACAAGGCCAUCGACGCCAAUGCAGCGAACCAUGGCCCUAUUUACAACUACCGUGUGGAAAUCUCCAUAUUCUUCAUCAUCUACAUCAUCAUCAUCGCCUUCUUCAUGAUGAACAUCUUCGUGGGCUUCGUCAUCAUCACGUUCCGUGAACAGGGAGAAUCUGAGUUCAAAAACUGUGAACUGAACAAAAAUCAAAGACAAUGUGUACAGUACGCUCUGAAAGCCAAGCCCAUCAAGAUCUACAUUCCCAGAAACCCAUCCCAGCUAAAGUUCUGGAAAAUCAUCGCCUCCAGCCAGUUUGAAUACAUCAUGUUUGUCUUAAUUCUUCUCAACACCCUCACCUUGGCUGUGCAGCAUUAUGAGCAGUCUAAAACAUUCAACUCUGUGAUGGACAUCCUCAACUUGAUCUUCACAGCCCUAUUUACCAUAGAGAUGGUCAUCAAGCUACUGGCUCUCAGAACACAUCAAUAUUUCAUUGAUGCUUGGAACACCUUUGAUGCUCUGAUAGUUGUGGGCAGUGUGCUAGACAUCAUGGUCUCAGAGCUUAGUGGUGGAGAUGAGGAUGGAGAAGCCAUUGAGGCCGCAGCCAAAGCCGCAGCUGUAGCUGUACCUGGAGCUCCGCCCGGGGCCAAGAAGGAAAGCGGAAAAGUAUCCAUCACAUUCUUCCGUUUGUUCCGAGUCUUGCGAUUGGUCAAGCUGCUCAGCAAAGGGGAGGGCAUUCGAACCCUCCUCUGGACUUUUGUCAAGUCCCUCCAGGCCUUGCCAUAUGUCGGUCUCCUUAUUGCUAUGAUCUUCUUCAUCUACGCUGUGAUCGGCAUGCAGACAUUUGGAAAGAUUGCUAUAGAUGACAACUCGCAUAUCAACAGGAACAACAACUUUCAGACCUUCUUCAUGUCUGUCCUACUGCUCUUCAGGUGUGCAACCGGAGAGCAGUGGCAGGAGAUCAUGUUGGCAGCGUUGCCAGGGAGACGCUGUGACCCCGAGUCAGACUUUGAGCCCGGGGAGGAGAGCAUGUGCGGCAGCAACCUGGCCUACAUCUACUUCAUCAGCUUCUUCAUGCUCUGCGCUUUCCUGAUCAUUAACUUGUUCAUUGCUGUCAUCAUGGACAACUUUGAGUACCUGACCAGGGAUUGGACCGUACUGGGUACUCAUCACCUGGAUGAGUUCAAACGAGUCUGGUCGGAUUAUGACCCAGAGGCCACGGGUCGAAUCAAACAUAUCGAUGUGGUUACUAUGCUGCGCAGGAUCCAGCCACCCCUUGGUUUUGGCAAACUGUGCCCCCAUCGUGUGGCCUGCAAGAGGCUGGUUGCUAUGAACGUGCCGCUGCACAGCGAUGGGACAGUCACCUUCAACGCUACCCUGUUUGCACUGGUCAGAACCUCACUCAAGAUCAAGACUGAUGGGCCUGUUGACCAGGACAACGAGGAGCUCAGGGCCAUCAUUAAGAAGAUAUGGAAGCGCACUAAACCCAAGCUCCUUGAAGAGGUCAUUCCACCCCCUAGAGGGGAAGAGGUCACUUGUGGGAAGUUCUAUGCCAGCUUCUUGAUCCAGGACUACUUUAAGAAGUUCCGCAAGAGGAAGGAGCGGGAGAGGAAAAAGAAGGGAAAGGACAAGAAAGACUCUCUCCAGGCAGGGCUACGGUCACUGCAGGCACUUGCCCCAGAGUUGCAUCUGGCCUUGGCAAUGGAGGGAGAGGAGGAGGAGGGUAUGGAGGGAGAGUUGGACGAAGAGUUUUUCAAAAAUGAAAAUGUUUUUGAAGACCCAGUCACCUCUGCCACCAAUACUUCAUCCACCACUCCCAUACCAGGUGACAUGGAGGAGUCCACCACCAUCGUUUUCAUGGAGCCCUUCGUCGAGCCCACUAUAUUCAGCGACGUGGUCACAGAACAGCCAUUAACAGCCAGUGAGAGAUCAGAAUCAGCUCUGUCAUCCUUUGAUGUGGUGGUUGAACAGCCAACGAGAUCUGAGGCCCUCCUUCCUCCAGAAGAAGCACCAGCCCCAUCCCCGCCCCACCCAGCCGCAUCACCACUAAAAGAUCCAUCCCCUCCCCAACCAGCACCGAACCCAUCCCCACCACAGGCCCCAUCCCCUCCCCAACCAGCACCAGCCCCACCCCCACCACAGGCCCCAUCCCCUCCCCAACCAGCACCAGCCCCACCCCCACCACAGGCCCCAUCCCCUCCCCAACCAGCACCAGCCCCACCCCCACCACAGGCCCCAUCCCCUCCGCAACCAGCACCAGCCCCACCCCAACCAGCACCAGCACCAGCCCCACCCCCACCACAGAUUGCUUCUCCGCCACAAAUGUUUGCCCAAUCCCAACCUCAAAUAGUGAUAGCCCCACCAGAACCAGAGGCAGCUCAAAUAGUGUUAGAGGCAGCCGCUGCCCCACCUCAACCAGAGCUAGUGAUAGAGGGAAGAGGAGGUGAAACUUAUGCUGCACAGCAGGUGUACUACCAACAGUACCCAGUGGGCAUGCUAACAAACAACGGGUAUGCAUAUCAAGAGCAACCUGCAGCAUCCCAUAUCCCACCAGAGUACAUGCAGAGUCAUGCUCCUAACUUCACCAAUGGGAGUGUUGCAGGAGUACCCUACGGAAAUGGAAAUGGCAUGAAUGGGAAUGGCUAUAAUGGCGCUAUGAAUGGUAUGAAUGGAGGUAGCAUGAGCGGCUACACCGGUAAUGGUUACAUAGCAAACGGCUACAAUGGAAACGGCUACAAUGGCAACGGCUACAAUGGAAAUGGAUUGGAGCCGUAUGUCCGGAGACGUGUUCUUCCUCCCACUCCUGCAGGUCGUAAGCCGCCCUCCUUUAACAUCCAGUGUCUGCGGGCACAGCACAGCGCGGGUGACAUCCCCAUCCCUGGCACAUAUGAGAGUAACUCACCCCCAUGCAGAUCCAGACUGACCCUUGACUCCCGCCGCAGCAGUGUCUCCUCCAUAUCCUCGGCCUCCUGGGCCAACAAUGGAGGAGGACCUACAGGGUCAAUGCCAGGAGCAGGGGUGUCAGCAACAUCAGCAGCAGCCGCAAAGAGAGGGCGUCUGCUCUACGCCCCUCUGAUGCUGGUGGAUGAGGCCGGGGGCACCCAGCAGCUGUGGGGAGACAGGACCCAGGCCACCUCCAGCCUCCCUGCUAUUGCAACUAGGCCCAGUGGCUGGUACCCUGGAGCCCCAACACUCCCCAUGCACACGCCACAGAACAGGAGCUACACCAAUGGCAGAGUGCCCUCCCAGAUCAGCCAAAGACUCAUAGAGAAAGGCAGUGCAAACAGCCUGGUGGAGUCGAUCCUGAUAUCAGAAGGCUUGGGCCUCUAUGCAAGAGACCCAAAGUUUGUGAACUUCGCCAAGCGGGAGAUCGCUGAUGCAUGUAACAUGACCAUUGAUGAGAUGGAAAACGCAGCCACAGAUCUGCUGACCCGUUCUACUGGACAGCCAAUAGGACGCUUCGAGGAGGAGCUGGCAGAUGAGAUGAACUGUGUGAUUUCCUACUGAGAGUGAGGAAACAGAGAGAGAUGGAGGGAGGUAGGGAGAGUAGGAGGGCAAUGAGAUAGAGCCUUACCUCUCCAUCAACAUGGGGGGGGUAAGAAUGAUGUCGCAAGCUAUUGGUCUUAGGAAAUGGUCUAUAUCUCUUUGAUCAUGCUAUUUUUCUUUUCCAGAUCUUCUCAGUUAAUUUGGCUUUGUUGAAAGCAUCAGUGUGUCUUGAACAAUAGUCUGAAAGAACCAUUGUGAAUUAGACAGCAUAUACAGUACAGAGCCCAACUAUUUAGGUAUGGCCUCAAUACUCUUUACACAUUAUUCUAAUGUAAGAGUGUACUGUACUAAAGCCUGCCGAACAUGAUUGCAAUUCGUAUUCUACUAUGAAGUAGUUUAUCGCUAUUUUCAAAAGCGGCAUUUUUGGAUUGUAUUUCCAUUUUUGGUACUGUUCUAGAAUUACUGUCACUUAUACACCCAAAUCAUACAAUAACCCUGCUAGGGUCAUAAAAACAUGUUAAAAGCUGGCAAAAAUUAAAAAAGAAAUACAGUACCUGUCUAUAGUUCAAGUGAGUUCCACUUGUAACCAUAGAUAAUGAAAAUGGGUUUAUGUGUGUCAUGUCAGUUGCCCAGUGAAGCAUUAGCAUAACAUUAACAGUAGACUUUUGAACCAUGUCAUGUCAAAUGAACCUUUCUAGUGCAGGGGUUCCGCUAACACCUCGACAACAUUCCGCUGAAGUGGCAGCUCACGAAAUUAAAAAAUAUUUUUUUGAAAUAUGUAACUUUCACACAUGAACAAGUCCAAUACAGCAAAUUAAAGAUAAACAUCUUGUUAAUCUACCCAUCAUGUCCGAUUUAAAAAAUGCUUUACAGCUAAAGCACAACAUAUGAUUGUUAGAUCACCACCAAGUCGAAAAAACACAGCCAUUUUUCCAGCCAAAGAUAGGAGUCACAAAAAGCAAAAAUAUAGAUAAAAUGAAUCACUAACCUUUGAUGAUCUUCAUCAGAUGACACUCAUAGGACAUCAUGUUACACAAUACAUGUAUGUUUUGUUCGAUAAUGUGCAUAUUUAUGUCCAAAAAUCUCAGUUUACAUUGGCGCCUUACGUGCAGUAAUGUUUUGAUUCCAAAAUAUCCGGUGAUUUUGCAGAAAUACUCAUAAUAAACAUUGAUAAAAGAUACAAGUGUUAUUCACAAAAUUAAAGAUAGACUUCUUAAUGCAACCGUUUUUUCAGAUUUAAAAAAACUUUACGGAAAAAGCAUAAUCUGAGAACAGCGCUCAGGACCCAAAACAGCCAGAGGAAUAUCCGCCAUUUUGGAAUCAACAAAGAUAGAAACAACACCAUAAAUAUUCACUUACCUUUGAUGAUUUUCAUCAGAAGGAUUUUUCUCAGAUUUUCGCCUGCCAUAUGAGUUCUGUUAUACUCACAGACAUCAUUCAAACAGUUUUAGAAACUUCAGUGUUUUCUAUCCAAUACUCAUAAUAAUAUGCAUAUAUUAGCAUCUGGGACAGAGUAGGAUCGGCAGGGUAGCCUAGUGGUUAGAGCGUUGGACUAAUAACCGGAAGAUUGCAAGUUCAAACCCCCGAGCUGCCAAGGUACAAAUCUGUCAUUCUGCCCCUGAACAGGCAGUUAACCCACUGUUCCUAGGCCGUCAUUGAAAAUAAAAAUUUGUUCUUAACUGACUUAACUGGUUAAAUAAAGGUAAAAAAAAUAAAAAUAAAUAAAAGAUGCAGUUCACUCUGGGCAUGCUAUUCAUCCAAAAGUGAAAAUGCUGCCCCCUAUCCCAAAAAGUUUAAAUCAACAGAAACCCCAAGAAGAUUCUCAUGACAGUCAUGUUAAUGGUUUCUCUCUAGGUUUCUUCCUAGGUUCCUGCCUUUCUAGGGAGUUUUUCCUAGCCAAUGUGCUUCUCCAUCUGCAUUGCUUGCUGUUUGGGGUUUUAGGCUGAGUUUCUGUACAGCACUUGGUGACAACUGCUGAUGUUAAAGGGGCUUUAUAAAAUACAUUUGAUUGAUUGAUUUAUCUCCCUCAGUGAGAAACUUUGAAAUAGUAUUUAUGUACGUUAACAGGAACGCAACUUGUAAAUGUAAUAAUAACAAUUGUUAGAUUUAUUUUAUUGUGACUGCUAACACUUUGAACUGUCAGGUAUUUGUGUGUACAGUAAUAAAGUGUAAUGUACUUUUUCUCAAAGUUGUCAUGUAGCUAGUUCAUUUAGUAGCAGUAACAAUAAGGCCGGAAUUUAAUAAUGCAAAUACUGGAGACAUGGGCUUUUCAUAAAGAACUGGCAUAACUCUACAUAAUUAUAGAGGGUGUAACAUUUCAUGAUUUUAAGGAACAUCAUAAAAUAAACACAUGAAUUGCAUAAUGACUCAUUAGUGCCUUAACAGAUGGAGAACAUCUGUGUUUCCUUGGCCCACUCAGUUCCACAUUUAGAAACUCCUAUUUAAUUACCAUGACAACACUUGGCUUAGUGGCUGAUUUUCAGGUGUUUUUGUUUUCAGCAAAGAAGAUAAAUAAAGAUGUAUAUGACUGGCCAUAUUUGACUGAGAAACAUGGUAAUGGUUAAAAAGCAUAAAUCUUUUGUCAAAUUAACCUCCAAGGGGACGGUUGAGCUAACAUGCGCUAAUGUGAUUAGCAUGACGAACAUUUCCCAGGACAUAGACAUGUCUUAUAUGGGCAUAAAGCUGAACAAUAAUUUAAUCUAACUGCACUGUCCAAUUUACUGUAGCAAUUACAGUAAAAAAAUACCAUGCUAUUGUUUGAGGAAAGUGCACAACAAAAAACUUAUCACGGCACUUGGUUUGAUAGAUUCACCUCUGAAGGUUAAUAAUGUAUUUACAUUCAUUGCUCUGAUUUGUCAUCCUGAGGGUCCUAGAGAUCAAAUGUAGCAUAGUUUUGUUUAAUAAAAUCCAUUUUUAUA